AUGGCUGUACAGUCAUCCACAUUUUACAGCUGUGGAGCUGCACAGGCCAUCGACGGCAUCAGAUACGCUCCAGGUGUAGCCCAUACAUACUGCUCCAUCACAGGAAAUGAGCUCAACCCGUGGUGGAGGCUGGACCUGCUGGAGUAUUACAACAUUUACAAAGUGACCGUCACCAACAGAGCCGACUGCUGUCUGGCUCAAACAACUGGAGCAGAGAUCCGCAUCGGAAACUCUCUGGAAAACAACGGAAACAACAAUCCCAGAUGUGGUGUCACUUCACUUGUCCCAGCAGGCACUUCUGUCAGUUUCUCUUGCGGUGGAAUGGAAGGUCGUUAUGUGAACAUGUACAUUCCUAACAUCCAGCAGCAUCUCACACUGUGUGAGGUGGAAGUUUAUGGAACCGGUAACUCUGGCACCUCAUUCUAG
Molecule: messenger RNA, 426 nt
Organism: Carassius gibelio (silver crucian carp)
Lineage: Eukaryota; Metazoa; Chordata; Actinopteri; Cypriniformes; Cyprinidae
Product: fucolectin-5-like
Exons: 2
Coding region: 1-426 (141 amino acids)
Source: RefSeq, a predicted model, not a curated record